Messenger RNA from Striga asiatica, 1653 nucleotides. The record is from the annotation of a GenBank genome assembly. Lineage: Eukaryota; Viridiplantae; Streptophyta; Magnoliopsida; Lamiales; Orobanchaceae.
CCAAAAGCGUGAAGACCCCAAAGCCUUACGCAAACUGGAACUAAGCAUUCUUGCCGGUACAAAUUAUAAAGAUUUUUAUCGACUUUUACUAGGACUGGCUAUCGAGUAAAAUUAGAGUUCAGAAAGACGUUUAAUAUUCUCUCCCUCGAGAGUCUCGACACUUUACUACAGUGGAAGACAGUCUUGGGUUUAGAGGCAAUCCCAAAUCCAGGAGUCCGCAUAAGAGGGGAAAAACACAAUCUUGAUAGUGAUUGCAUAUUUGCAUACAAAAUUUAGAAAGGGAGAUUCAUUGAUGAUGUCGAAUCAACUUUUUCGAGAUGACACGCAACAUGCUUAUCUGAAGGAAUUAUAUGAUUUGGAACCCUAUGAUGAGGCGGUAUGUAAAUCUGCCCCCACCAUGGAGAGUGAACUUAUUGAACAUGCGAUGAAUAUGCUAAAGGUUAAUGAAUCCACGGACGAUGAUUAUAAAAGAUUACUUUCUGGCUUGCUAACUGUGAUAUCAAGGGUUAAACCCAUCGAAGACCAAACAAAAAAUGACAAAUUUGACGAUGGGGAUGGUGAUGAUGAUGAUGCGCGCGAAGAGGAGGAGAAAGAUCCUCACCUUGAAGCUUUCGUUAAAUGUCUGAUGGUGAAUGGGAACUAUUGCAUGGUUAAAAGCCAGAAAAGUUGCUCGCCUUUGUUCAUUAAAUAUGAACACGAUGAGAGUUUGGUCGAGGAGCGUGAUUUGGACUAUAAGAGGAAAUUGAGGAGCGCCAAGAAAAAGAAUAACCAAACCCCCAAUAAACGGGGACAUGAUUUUCCGAAGUCGGAUUCGAGUGAGGAGGUAGAGAAUUCGAGUCAGAGUCAGAGGCAAUUGAGGAGUGAGAGAGUAGAGAAUAUGAAGAAAUUAUGUAAAGAGGAAAAUGUGGAUAAUGAGUAUGGCGCCUUCUUGCAGGCGGUUGAUGUCGUGGAUGGUAUGGGUUAUAUUUUUCGGCCUCACAGUGUUGUGUAUGAGGAUUCGGAUGAUGAGGUGGAAAUUUUGGAUGGUGCGACUUUUAACAAAGGAAAUUCGAGUGUAAAUAACAGUUCUGAAUUUAGGCGGCAGCUUAUGGAUAUUCUUAAAAAGCCUUAUGAUGAAAAAGAGUACGAGAAGCUGUGGUUUGAUGUGGAACUCUCUAAGCCAGAAGAGCGCCAUAGAGAAUUACGCCAUGGGAGGGAGAGAUCAAGCGCUACAGACAAAUCUGGAAAGUCUUAUCUCGAUUAUCAUUCUGGUCUUAGAAGACAACUCUCGCAAUUCCAGGAUGAUAAACCAAAACUUUUGAACCUUUUACGAGGUUUCUUCUUUUGGCUUGAGAAAUCUUCACAAGACAAUGCAUUCCAACCUUGGAAUGAUGCAGAGUGCUUGGCCAUAAGCCCAGAUUCUGGUUAAGACUUGUUUUCCUGGUUUUCUUACUCUUUUGUAUGUAGAUCCUAACAUGAGAUUGCAUGGUAGUUUCAGAAUCAAGAUUGCAAUGUAUGCUAUUUAGUUUCAUAAUUGAUUCUGCUUCCCACUGCUGGGUUUCUUUUAUUUUAUGUUCUCAACUUAUGAGUUAGGACUGAAACUCAGUCCCAAGUAGCUUUCAAGUGCUGCAUAACUAAAUUAACCCUAGGAUUCUGUUUAGUUAUUGAGUAGAA